AUGCUUCAACUAAUUCAGUCAAUACAAGCUCAUACUGACAAAGUAUGGAGCGUAUCUGCACAUCCGACAUUACCACUUUUGGCCACUGCAUCAACUGAUAAAUCAACCAAAGUAUACAAAUUAUCCACUGUACCAAAAUUUCCCCAAAUUGCCAAUUUAGAAGAUACUCAUAGGCGAUCAGUACGAUCAGUAUCAUUUAAACCGCCAAUGGGUGGGGUUGACUAUAAACUGAAUGUGUUAGAUUUACCUGCAUUAGCUAGUGGUUCAUUCGACUCAACAAUAUCUAUAUGGGGUAUCGAUGAACCUGAUGAUAAUUAUGACGUUGAAGAAAUCAUGCAUAAUCAAGCUGAAGUUUUAACAAGUCCGUCUAAUGAAUGGAAUUUAAUGGCAAUUAUAGAAGGUCAUGAAAAUGAGAUUAAAGCAGUUGAUUGGAAUUUCAGUGGUAGAUACCUUGCUUCAUGUUCAAGAGACAAGACGGUUUGGAUAUGGGAAACUGAUCCCGAGACAUUGGAAGAAUUUGAAUGUGUUUCAGUAUUGAACGAUCAUCUGCAAGAUGUAAAGAACGUUACAUGGCAUCCAACUAUGAAUUUAUUAGCUAGUUCAUCAUAUGAUGAUACUAUACGUAUAUAUAAACAAGAAUUUGAUGAUGAUGAUUGGUCAUGUGUUGGGGUCUUGGAUUCACAUGAGGGUACUGUAUGGUGCUCAAAGUUUGAGAACCCCAAAAGUCCCAGUGCCACGGAAGGUAAAAUCAGAUUGGCUUCAGUUAGUGAUGACUUAACAGUUAGGAUAUGGUAUAGUCAAGAUAACAAUAGUUUACAAUCGGAUGGACCUGAUACCAAUUCCAAUUUGCCUUCUUCGAUCAAACACAUUUCAGAAAUGGUCUGGGAACAAGAAUGCAUAUUACCUAAAGUCCAUACAUUGCCAAUUUAUUCUGUUGCUUGGUCGUCAAUCACAGGGAAAAUAGUGACGGCUGGAUCAGAUGGACAAAUGGUAGUGUAUAAUGAAACAAUGAAUGGAAAUUGGGAAAUCGAAAGUAUCCAACAAUCAGCCCAUGGCGUUCAUGAGAUUAACUGUGUAAGUUGGGCUAAGCUAGACAAUAACGAAGAAGUUAUAAUAUCAGCUGGUGACGAUGGAUAUGUCAAUAUAUGGAGAAACUAA
Molecule: messenger RNA, 1158 nt
Organism: Lodderomyces orthopsilosis Co 90-125
Lineage: Eukaryota; Fungi; Ascomycota; Pichiomycetes; Serinales; Debaryomycetaceae
Product: iron-sulfur cluster assembly protein
Exons: 1
Coding region: 1-1158 (385 amino acids)
Biological process (GO): iron-sulfur cluster assembly
Cellular component (GO): cytosolic [4Fe-4S] assembly targeting complex
Molecular function (GO): protein binding
Source: RefSeq, a predicted model, not a curated record